UCACCGAAGAAAGAGAAGACAAAACCGAUUAUUAAAUUGCGGGGCAAUACUUACAUGAACUCGAUGAGAAGGCACCGUCUCUUGUCUGCAAAGCGAAGAACUCAGCAGAUUGUCUGUCACUCCUCCCCAAUAUUUUCUGGCAUCCAAGGGAAUCAGAUUAUAUAUAUAGUUUGCCGUUAUUGUUUGGUCCCUUUUAUGCAGUGGAUUGUAGAAUUAUGACCAAAAGCAGCUUCAAGCAAGCACAUGAAUUUGAGAAGAGACAGGCUGAGGCCUCAAGGAUUAGAGAGAAAUAUUCAGACAGAAUUCCAGUGAUUGUGGAAAAGGCAGAGAGAAGCGAUAUUCCCAACAUUGACAGGAAAAAAUACCUAGUUCCAGCUGAUUUGACUGUGGGUCAAUUUGUCCAUGUCAUCCGCAAGAGAAUUAAACUGAGUGCAGAAAAGGCAAUCUUCAUAUUUGUAGACAAUGUCCUCCCAGCCACAGGAGCAAUAAUGUCUACCAUAUAUGAUGGAAAGAAGGAUGCAGAUGGAUUUCUUUAUGUUACAUACAGUGGCGAGAACACAUUUGGGUAGCUGAUGAUCAGAUAUUGCCUUAUCUCUAUCAUUUUUUAUUUUUCUCUAUCAUCGUUAUAUUUACCCAUGUCACCUCUUCCAGACCCUGCGUAAAGCGGGAGCCUUGUGCACUGGGUACGACCUUUUUUUUAUCUUUAUAUUUACCCAUGUCUGUUAACGCGUUAUCUUCUACAAUAUCGCAAUCUGCAUGACAUGUAAGUGCUUUCUCUGUUUCUGUACAGGAAUGGUUUGUAUACAGCUUUUCAGCAACUUAUAUGAUCCCAAUCUAAUGAAUAAUUCCUAAUCAUAUGCUUUUUAUCUA
Messenger RNA from Malus domestica (apple), 870 nucleotides. Its product is annotated as autophagy-related protein 8f-like. Gene Ontology annotation, biological process: cellular response to nitrogen starvation. Lineage: Eukaryota; Viridiplantae; Streptophyta; Magnoliopsida; Rosales; Rosaceae. The record is from RefSeq and is a predicted model, not a curated record.